This is a messenger RNA of Ananas comosus (pineapple), 16021 nucleotides long. Its product is annotated as auxin transport protein BIG. NCBI's taxonomy places the organism in Eukaryota, Viridiplantae, Streptophyta, Magnoliopsida, Poales, Bromeliaceae. The coding region runs from base 98 to 15523 and encodes 5141 amino acids. Gene Ontology annotation, molecular function: zinc ion binding. The record is from RefSeq and is a predicted model, not a curated record. Gene Ontology annotation, cellular component: plasmodesma; cytosol. Gene Ontology annotation, biological process: auxin polar transport. The transcript has 14 exons.
UCUCUCUCUCUCUCACUCAUCGCUUAAACCCUCACUGCGUCGAUCGCUCAUCGUCGACUCCCUCCUAGGGUUUGGGUAAGCUCAGGGAUUGAUCGCGAUGGCGGAGAUCGCCGGGCUCGUCGAGAUCCUCGGCGAGGAGAGGGCCCCGAAGGAUCUCGCCUCGCGCCUCCGCUCCGACGCCGCGCGCCCGGGGCUGCGGCGGCUCCUCGCCGUCCUCGCCUCCGCCGCCGACGCCGCCGCCGACGCCGCCGCCGCCGCCGAUGGGUCCGAGAGCUGGACCCGGGCGCAGAUCGACGCCGUGGUCGCCGCGGCGCGGGCGAUCGCCUCGGCCGUGCUCUUCGCCUCAGCAGUGGAGCAGGUGGAGCCGGCAGUGGCGACGAUCUUGGGGAGGUCGGUGGAGUUCUGCAUCAGUUACCUGGAGAGAUCCGCGUUUGAUGGAAGCGACCUCGGAUUGCAGAAUGAGUUAGUGCAAUUCUUGGAAUUGGCACUAGCUAAUGCAACUUCAAAGGAGUGUGAUGUACCAGAUCAUUGUCCUGUAAAUAUCUCUGUAGAGCAAUUGUCUUCUAUUCCAGUCAAAGCUGAAAGCAUGGAUAUGGGAAGUAUAGAAAAUUGUUACCUCCAAGGCUUUAAAUGCUCGAAGGAUGAAAAUGUCACUGCAAGCCUUCUGGUUUCCUUGUCAUCUGAGAGUUCAUGGCCAGUUCCUCUUGGUAGACAGUCCACUGAAACUCUGGUUACGAAAUCUCCAAAUUUUAUGAUGUCAGUAUUGCAGCAUCAUGCCAUUGUGCACUUGAAGUGUGUACCUCACCUCCUUAUGCUCUGCAAAGAGCUUCUUCGGCCUCCAUCUUUAGAGCAUAUACAAGAUGCAAAUUUUAGCUCGAGGCUAUCUAUCAGUCAAAGAAUUUUGAAGUUACUUCGAUGCCUAGCUUUGGAAUUUCCUUAUGAUCCUUACGAUACAGAACUAUUACAUUCUGUUGCUACUUUUGCCGAUACCUUACCAAGCUUAUUUAGAUUGAGAUUUGACUUCUCUAACCAUGAUUGGGCUACUGGUGGGGAUAGAUUGGGAGCUCUUGUAUUGCAAAUUCUUGAAGAUUUUCUGCACUUCAUUCAUAUCAUCUUCUACGAAGAUUAUGUUUGCUAUACAGUCCAAACAUGUGUAGUUGCAUCAAUGAUGGAAAUUUUAAAUUCCAAGAAUUGGAGAUAUGAUGAAUCUAGCUCUUCCUUGAAGCCCCCAUUAAUUUACUGUCCUCAAGUUGUUCUGUAUUUGCUGAAGCUUCUCAAGGAUGUUAAAAGUUGGACAUCUCCGUCUGACAUUUUAAAGAAGUCCGAAAGAAAAGCUCCUGAUUGUUCGCAUGAGUCUGAAAUUUCUGUUUCCUUCUGUCAUGUUCGUUCUAAGAGGAUUUCUCUGCUGAAAAAUUAUACUUGUGAGGAAUACCUGAGAUUGAUAUUUCCGGAAUCAGAGCAAUGGGUGGAUGACUUGGUACAUCUUGCCUUUUUCCUCCACGCAGAAGGGGUAAAAUCGAGACCGGUUGUUGAUAAGUUACGAUCGACUUCCACAAAGCCUGCUAUUGUUUCAGAUUCGGAGUGUUCAGUCAGUCAUGAAGAUGAAGCGAUCUUUGGGAAUCUUUUUUCUGAAGCUAGUCGUCCUACAGGGCCGACUGAUGGCCUCGAUCAGCCAGUCACUCUCGUCACUAGCACCUCCAGCAGUCCCCGCCUACCUAUCCAAGCGGCAACUGAUUUGCUAAGUUUCCUCAAAACAUGUGUCUUCUCUCCCGAUUGGCACUGUAUGAUAUUUGAGGAUGCUUGGAUAAAGCUUCAAUCAUUCCAUAUCGAUCAGCUCCUUUCAAUUCUCAACUGUCCGGUCUGUUUUUCUGGUGAAAGAAAUUCUGAGGACCCCGUACAGAUUACUUUGCUGCAAAUUAAUGAGAUCUGUUUUGAGCUGUUGCACACUCUUCUUGUUCGGCAUGAUUUGCCAACUUCUCUCAAAGUACACCUCAUAGAUCAGGUGCUGAAGGUGGAAGAUGGAAUGUAUGUGUAUAAUCACUUGUCUCUCACUCUGGUUGCACAUGCUCUUAUUUCUGGGUCAGAUUCUGAUGGCAAUCUGCAAACAAAAAUCAUUGAUGGGUAUUUCAACUUCGUUCUUGAAAAGGCAAAGAAUAUCUUGGGCAUAUGUUCUGAGUCCACUGAUUUCUUUGGGACUCUUCCUUGUGCUUUUCAUUUAGAGAUUCUACUAAUGGCAUUCCAUCUAUCAAGUGAGGAUAAAAAGCCAGAACUGGCGAAAUUUGUAUUGUCUUCACUGAGAGAAGUAGGUGCUCCUCCACCUGGAACUACCGCAGGGCAACUUUCUAGGUGGGGUUUACUCAUCUCGCGGUUGCUUUUGCCCUUACGACAUAUGAUAUUGUACCCAUCAACUUGCCCGUCGUGGUUGCUUUUGCGUUUGAGGUCUAAGUUGAGGGAAGUUCCAUUUAUAGCAGACCAGUCCUAUAUACUACAUGAUCACUUGCCUUCCUGUGCAUCAGCUGUUGUGCAGAGUAUUUUUGGAGAUUCAAUUAAGGAAUCCUCUGUAGUUAGUAGCUUGCUUCCUCAACUGAUUGAUGUCACCCCACUUCAUGCUACAAUCUACAGGGGCAAUGACACUGCAUUCCAAAAAUUGGGUUUGGACUUUGAUGAUUUGUCAACUACUUUUUCGCAAAUUCUUAGUUUCUGGAGGGGUAAAAAGCCAGAAGCAGCGGAACAUCUCAUAGUGGAAAGGUAUGUCUUUUUGCUUUGCUGGGGUACGAUAUCCAGUAUCAGUUUUAGCACCAAUAGUACUUCUCAUGGGGUCAAUUUGGUGAAUCUCGACUUUUCGGAUGUUCGGAGUGCCUGUAUGCUUGGCCUUAGUUUUGUGAGAGGCACUGCUGUUAAUUCACAGGACAAUGAUUUUCCUGCGUGCAUCUUUGAUCUACUUCAGCAAUUUCACCCCCAGAAGUCAAUUGAUUCAGCUGAAGUUGGAAGCUGGGACUUUCUUCGGAAUAAUGUGUGGCUUUCUUUUAUUCUCUUACUGCUUAAUGCUGGAUUUUGGAGGAACUCGAAGAGAAAUACUAUUUCUGAAAUGGAAUCUUACUGGCUUAGGCUUCCCAAGGAUUGCAAAUUAUUUGAUGUUGGCGAAAGUUUGGUUAUGUACAUAUUGCAAGGUAACAAAGGCGGAUGGCUUUUGGAUGUUCUAUCGUCCAUUUUGAAGACCUAUCUCCAAGUUCUUCGUGAAUCAUUUCUCUCUACGGUUGAUGUAGGAGCUUGUGCAGCUCAUUUUUCUCCUCUUUUAUUGUUUAAACUUUCAGCUAUUGACAAAUUCGGACAGAAAUUUCCUCUUGAGAAAUAUGGUUGCAGUAUUUCACAACUAGAGGAUUUAUAUGAUCUCCCAUCAAAGUUGGAUGGAAUUGCUAGUAAAUUUGACACGGGAGGCUUAAAUUUUAUCUUGUGUAGAUGUUUGUUACAUGGCUUUCCAUCGCAUUCUGACUGUUGCAGUGGUGCUCUUCUUUCUUGCAUUCUUGAAGUGAGAGAGAUUGUGUGCAUCUUGGAUGGAUAUCUCAAAAUCAGAGGAGCAGAACAUAAAGACCAAGUGGAGGCUGGGGUUGUUACACAACUUCUGGAGAAUGUGAUGACCGUAAAAACUGAUAAAAUUUUUAGAAGCAUCUCUGGGCAAUGUGAUUCUAUAUGUACUAGUUUGAUUGGUCAACGGAAUGAUUUGGCAGGCUAUUGUGAUCUCUUUGCUCUGAAGCAAUUGGAAGGUUUUUUGGCAAACAUUAGUUUCAAAGAUGAUAUCGACACUGUCAUGCAAGAAGCACUCGUUGCUAGUAUUGUUGAUCUUAUUGAUGAUCUGAGAAGAGACAAUUCGGGAAUGGAGAUUUCUAAAUACUAUCUUGGUUCUGAUGAAGGUGUGCCUGAAGAGUUCAAGGUAUUUUUUGGAGGAUAUCAUGCUAAUUUAUCGGUUCUCUUUGACGCAUUGGAUAAAUGCCACUCUGAGCCGAUUAACCUGAAGGUUCUGAAUUUAUUUACUGGUCUCUUAGCUGAUGGACUUUGUCCUAGUCUCAAGGAGAAACUACAUAAGAAGUUUCUUGAAAUGGAAUUGUCACGCUUGUCACAUUGGUUGGAAUUUAGGCUCUUAGGUUGCUCAAAGAAUUUGGGAAGUGUUGCUGUUACAGCAGGUUCCCCCGUACUCAGAGAAGCAACAAUGGAAUUUAUUAUGCGCCUUGUAUAUCCAUCAGGUGAUACUUUCACCAGAGAACUGCUGAGUAGACUUGUUGAAGCAAUGCUCAUAUUGCUUGAUCGCGCAUUUCUGCACUAUGAUCUUCUUACUGGAAAAGCUUAUUUCAAUUUUUUAGUUCAGCUGUUGAGUGGGGAGCCUUUUAUGAAGCAGCUUUUAGAAAGUACUGUAAUGUUAGUGCAGAAGCUGGUCGACAGCGAGGGCUCGCUUCCUGCGUUGAAGUUCCUGUUUGGUUUUCUUGAUGCUGUAAUGAAUGACUAUAGAUCUAACAAAAGUUCUUCAGAUAAGCAUUCAUUGAAACAGUCUUUAAGUGAUAGUUCUAGUUUGGGAUCUGUAGUUCCUAAACAAGUCAGUUCAAGAAAAAACACAGAAAAUUUGCUUCUUACAGCAAAUCAAGAGAGGGGCUCUGCCUCAGCUGACUGUGAUGCAACAUCUGCUGAUGAAGAUGAAGAUGAUGGGACAUCUGAUGGGGAACUGGGCAGUAUUGAUAGGGAUGAUGAGGAGGACAGUAACAGUGAAAGAGCACUAGCUUCUAAAGUAUGCACUUUCACGUCCAGCGGCAGCAACUUUAUGGAGCAACAUUGGUAUUUCUGUUAUACAUGUGACUUAACUGUUUCAAAGGGCUGUUGUUCGAUCUGUGCUAAAGUCUGCCACCGAGGACACCGUGUUGUGUACUCUCGAUCGAGUCGGUUUUUCUGUGAUUGUGGGGCCGGGGGUGUUCGAGGAAGCAGUUGCCAGUGUUUGAAGCCUCGAAAGUUUACUGGCCCUUCCAGCUUAUCUGCUCCUGCUACAAGUAAUUUUCAGCCCCUUUUGCCUUAUUCUGAAGAUGCCGAUCAGGCGGCAGAUAGCGACUCAGAUUUGGAUGAUAACAUGAGUGGUGAUGUGGAUAAUUGCUUUAACUUAUCGAUACCACUAGAGCUGCAUGAUCGACUGCCUGUUAUAAUUGAAAACCUCAAUAUUGAAGGCCGGCUGCUUGAACUCUGCAAUAAGUUGCUUCCCACCGUGAUCGCCCAGAGGGAGCUAAACCUUUCAAAAGACAAGAAGGUAAUAUUGGGAGGUGAUAAAAUGGUCUCGCACAAUGCUGAUAUGUUCCAACUGAAGAAGGCUUAUAAAAGUGGAUCACUGGACUUGAAGAUAAAGGCAGAUUAUCCAAAUUCGAGGGAACUUAAAUCUCAUUUAGUUAGCGGGUCUUUGACCAAGUCGCUCCUCAGUGUCAGUGUUCGAGGUAGGCUUGCUGCUGGAGAAGGAGACAAGGUCGCUAUAUUUGAUGUUGGACAACUGAUUGGACAGCCUACUGUUGCCCCUGUCACAGCUGACAAGACAAAUGUGAAACCACUAUCUAGAAACAUUGUGCGGUUUGAAAUCAUUCACCUACUUUUCAAUCCUUUGGUAGAAAACUAUCUUGCUGUAGCUGGAUAUGAAGAUUGCCAAGUGCUUACUUUGAAUUCUCGAGGUGAAGUUACUGAUCGCCUCGCCAUUGAACUUGCUUUGCAAGGUGCCUAUAUUCGUCGGGUUGAAUGGGUGCCGGGUUCUCAGGUUCAGCUAAUGGUGGUGACAAACAUGUUUGUUAAGAUAUAUGACCUUUCGCAGGACAACAUUAGUCCCAUGCACUACUUCAAUUUGGCUGAUGAUUUAAUUGUUGAUGCCACUCUCGUUCCAGCUUCCAUGGGAAAAGUAUUCCUUCUUGUUCUCUCAGAAACUGGGUGUUUAUUUAGGUUGGAGGUUUCUAUGGAAGGUGAUGUUGGUGCUAAAACAUUGACUGAAACCAUCAAGGUCAAAGAUGCAGCAGAAGUGCAGCAGAAAGGGCUGUCGUUAUACUUCUCAUCAACGUACAGGCUGCUCUUCUUGGCCUAUCAAGAUAAUACAACCCUAAUGGGGCGUUUAGAUGCUAAUGCGACAUCCCUUACAGAAUCAUCCUAUGUUUACGAGGAAGAUCAAGAUGGUAAAGUUAGGCCUGCUGGGCUGCAUCAUUGGAAAGAGCUGGUUGUUGGAAGUGGUAUUUUUGUUUCUUUAUCAAGUCUUAAAUCGAACUCUCCACUUGCUGUAUCUCUCGGUCUUCAUGAAUUAGCUGCACAGAAUAUGAGAUAUGGUUCAGUCUCAACUACCCCUAUGGUUGGUGUUGCUGCCUAUAAACCUUUAUCCAAAGAUAAGAUCCACUGUCUUGUUUUACAUGAUGAUGGGAGCCUUCAGAUCUAUUCUUACACACCCAUAGGAGGUGAUACGGCAGCAGGUAUGAGUGUGGAACAGACAAAGAAGCUAGGCUCCAGCAUUCUUAGCAGUAGAGCAUACGCUGGCUCAAACCCUGAAUUUCCGCUUGACUUUUUUGAGAAAACUAUGUGCAUCACACCAGAUGUGAAACUGAGCAGUGAUGCUAUCAGGAGUGGUGAUUCUGACAGUAUCAAGCAAAAGUUAGCAUCAGAUGAUGGAUUCCUGGAGAGUCCCACUCCUGCUGGAUUUAAGGUAACUGUAUCAAAUUCCAACCCUGAUAUCGUCAUGGUCGGUUGCCGUAUACAUGUGGGUAAUGGAUCAGCCAUCCAUAUUCCCUCCGAGGUCACAAUUUUCCAGAGAGCAGUCAAGCUGGAUGAAGGCAUGCGAUCAUGGUAUGACAUUCCAUUUACGACUGCCGAAUCUCUUCUAGCUGAUGAAGAGUUCACAAUUACAAUAGGCCGAACUCUUGAUGGUUCGGCAAACCCUAGAAUAGACUCGCUUGAAGUUUAUGGCCGAGCUAAGGAUGAAUUUGGGUGGAAAGAGAAAAUGGACGCUGUGCUGGAUAUGGAAGCACAUGUGCUUGGCACCAGUUCUGGUGCAGGGAGGUUGGGGAAAAGGUAUCAGAUGAUGCAUGCUGCUCCUAUCCAGGAGCAGGUUUUGGCGGACGCUCUGAAGUUCCUCUCGAGGAUUUACAUGUUAUGUCGGUCAAAUCAGUCUACUGAAGUUGUUGAUGUGGAUUCAGAGGUUAGGAGGCUGAAAUGCAGGACGCUGUUGGAAACUGUUUUUCAAAGCGACAGAGAACCUCUACUGCAGUCUGCUGCUUGUCAUGUUCUUCGGGCUGUAUUUCCCAAGAGAGAGAUAUACUAUCAUGUAAAAGACACCAUGCGCCUCUUAGGUGUCAUAAAGUCUUUUCCUAUGCUCAUUUCAAGAAUAGGAGUUGGGGGUGCUGCAUCUGGCUGGGUGAUCAAAGAGUUUACGGCACAAAUGCAUGCAGUGUCAAAAAUUGCUUUGCAUCGGAGAGCAAAUAUGGCUACUUUUCUUGAGACUCACGGGUCGGAGGUGGUUGAUGGAUUGAUGCAAAUUUUAUGGGGAAUUCUCGACCUAGAGAGACCAGAAACACAAACAAUAAACAGCAUAGUGAUACCAUCUGUGGAACUUAUCUACAGUUAUGCUGAAUGCCUUGCUCUACAUGCAAAUGAUGCAUAUGGACUCUCUGUUGCUCCUGCUGUUGCUUUACUUAAGAAGCUACUUUUUGCACCAUAUGAAGCAGUUCAGACAUCCAGCAGUUUGGCCAUAUCAUCUAGAUUGCUUCAAGUCCCUUUCCCAAAGCAGACAAUGAUACCUACUGAUGAUGCCGUAGAAAAUCGCACAGUAGCACACGUUCUUUCUGAAAAUCCAACUGGUGGAAAUACACAGGUCAUGAUUGAAGAAGACCAUGCAACAUCAUCAGUACAAUACUGUUGCGAUGGUUGCUCCACUGUUCCCAUACUCAGGCAAAGAUGGCAUUGCAAUGUAUGCCCAGACUUUGAUCUGUGUGAAGCAUGCUAUAGAGCACUCGAUGCAGACCGUCUUCCACCCCCCCAUUCCAGAGAUCAUCCCAUGUCAGCAAUUCCAAUAGAAAUCGAUUCGCUCGGUGGUGAAAGCAGCAAUGAAAUACAUUUCCCUAUGGAUGAGCUCAGUGAUCCAAGUGUAAUGCAUGUAGCUGCCGAUAGAAAUAUGCAGAAUUCCCCAUCCUCAAUUCAUGUUUUGGAGACUAAUGAAGCAGGGGACUUCCCUUCAUCUGUGACCGACCAAAGAAUAGUCUCAAUUUCUGCAUCCAAGCGUGCUGUUAACUCUCUGUUGCUGCAUCAGUUAAUUGAAGACCUUAAUGGAUGGAUGGAAAUUACAGCUGGUAUUCGAGCUAUUCCUAUUAUGCAGCUGUUCUAUCGUCUAUCGUCUGCAGUUGGUGGGCCUUUCAUGGAUAGCUCGAAACCCGAGAAUCUGGAUAUGGAAAAAUUCGUCAAGUGGCUAUUGGAUGAGAUUAACGUCAACAAACCGUUUCCUGCUAAAACCCGUUGUUACUUUGGGGAAGUUGCUAUCCUUGUCUUCAUGUUCUUUACCCUAAUGUUUCGUAACUGGCACCAUCCUGGCGGUGACGUUUCUCAGCCGAAGUCAGGUGGCUCUUCAGAUUUACAGGAUAAGGGUUUUGUUCAGGCUCCACUAUCAUCAUCAUCAUCUUCAGCUGUUCCAUCCUCCAGUGAUGAGCCAGAAAAGAAUGAGUUUGCUUCUCAGUUGGUCCGUGCUUGUUCCUUCCUCAGGCAACAGGCUUUCCUUAAUUACUUGAUGGAUAUAUUACAGCAACUGGUACCCAUCUUCAAAUCGUCCUCAUCUAAUUCUGAAAGUGGCUCGUCGGCUGGUUCUGGCUGUGGGUCACUUCUGACAGUUCGGAGGGAACUUCCUGCUGGAAACUUCUCGCCCUUCUUCUCAGAUUCUUAUGCUAAAGCUCACCGGGCUGAUUUGUUUACAGACUACCACAAACUAUUGCUAGAGAACACUUUCCGUCUUGUUUAUAGCAUGGUUCGACCAGAAAAACAGGACAAGUCAGGGGACAAAGAUAAAAUGUACAAGUCAUUGGUAGCUAAGGAUUUGAAACUGGAUGGAUUUCAGGAUGUUCUUUGUAGCUAUAUCAGUAAUCCACUUACGACAUUUGUGCGGAGAUACGCCAGAAGGCUUUUCCUUCACUUGUGUGGUAGCAAGACUCAUUACUACAGUGUUAGAGAUUCGUGGCAGUUCUCUUAUGAAAUUAGGAAGCUACAUAAACUUGUGAACAAGUCCGGAGGCUUCCGGAAUCCUGUACCGUAUGAGAGAAGUGUUAAACUCGUGAAGUCCUUGUCUGCUAUCUGUGAAGUGGCUGGAGCGAGACCAAGAAAUUGGCAGAAGUUUUGCUUGAAGAACAUGGAUCUUCUGCCCUUCUUGAUGAAUGGUAUGUUUUAUUUUGGUGAGGAAUCUGUUGUUCAAACACUUAAGCUCUUGAACUUGGCCUUUCAUACUGGUAAGGAAGUGAGCCAUGGGACACAGAAAUCAGAAGGUGGAGAUGCAGGAGGUUAUUCGAACAGAACUGGGUCUCAAUCCUCUGACUCAAAAAAGAAAAGAAAGGGUGAGGAUGGCGGUGAAAGUGGUUCAGAAAAAUCUUGUGUGGAUAUGGAGCAAGCAGUAGAAAUGUUCAUUGAUAAGGAUGGUACAAUUUUGAGGCGUUUUAUUGAUUCCUUCUUGCUGGAAUGGAACUCAGCAAGUGUGCGCCAUGAAGCUAAGUGUGUCUUGUAUGGUGUUUGGCAUCAUGGAAAAAGCUCGUUUAGGGAAGCAGUUUUAACUACUCUAUUCCAAAAGGUGAAAUCUCUACCGAUGUAUGGCCAAAACAUCGUAGAGUACACUGAGCUCAUGACCUGGCUCCUGGGGAAGAUGGCUGAUAGUAGCAUAAAGCAUCAUGAGAAAGAACUUGUGAGCAAAUGCCUGACAUCUGAUGUGAUAAGCUGCAUAUUUGAAACUCUUCAUUCGCAGAAUGAUCUUUUGGCAAAUCAUCCCAACUCCCGUAUAUACAACACACUAAAUAGUUUGGUAGAAUUUGAUGGUUACUAUCUUGAAAGCGAACCUUGUGUAACUUGUAGCUGCCCUGAUGUGCCUUAUGCCAGGAUUAAGCUUGAAAGUCUUAAAUCUGAGACCAAGUUCACUGACAACAGGAUAAUUGUGAAAUGUACAGGAAGCUACACUAUUCAGUCGGUGACGAUGAACGUUCAUGAUGCUCGCAAGUCAAAAUCCGUAAAAAUUUUAAACCUUUACUAUAACAACAGGCCCGUAUCUGACCUGUCGGAGCUGAAGAACAAUUGGUCUCUGUGGAAGCGAGCAAAGAGCUGCCAUCUUGCUUUUAAUCAGACAGAACUGAAGGUGGAAUUCCCCAUUCCAAUUACUGCAUGCAAUUUCAUGAUUGAACUUGAUUCUUUCUAUGAGAAUCUACAAGCCUCUUCUCUUGAGUCAUUGCAGUGCCCCCGGUGUAGCAGGUCUGUUACCGAUAAGCACGGUAUCUGUGGCAACUGCCACGAAAAUGCAUACCAGUGCAGGCAAUGUAGGAAUAUCAAUUACGAAAAUCUGGAUUCUUUCCUUUGCAACGAGUGUGGAUACAGCAAAUAUGGCCGUUUUGAGUUCAAUUUCAUGGCAAAACCUAGCUUCUCCUUUGAUAACAUGGAAAAUGAUGAGGACAUGAGAAAAGGAUUGGCAGCUAUUGAGUCUGAAUCUGAAAAUGCUCAUAGGAGAUACCAGCAACUUCUGGGAUUCAAGAAACCUCUGCUUAAGCUCGUUUCAAGCAUAGGCGAACAAGAGAUCGAUUCACAACAGAAAGAUACAGUGCAACAGAUGAUGGUUUCUUUGCCUGGGCCUUCAUGCAAGGUAAACAGGAAAAUCGCUCUCCUUGGUGUAUUGUAUGGUGAAAAAUGCAAGGCGGCUUUUGAUUCUGUGAGUAAAAGUGUCCAGACAUUGCAAGGACUUAGGCGCGUGCUGAUGGCUUAUCUACAUCAGAAAAAUUCAGAUGACUCAGUGGCUUUAUCAACUUUUGCGAUUCCAAGAUCACCAAGCAACUGCUAUGGUUGUGCUACUACAUUUGUUACGCAGUGUCUGGAGCUGUUACAAGUGCUUUCAAAACAUCCAAACUGCAAAAAACAACUUGUUUCUGCUGGAAUUUUAUCAGAACUGUUUGAGAACAACCUUCAUCAGGGACCCAAAACAUCACGUGUUCUGGCUAGGGCAGUCCUUUCUGCUUUCUGUGAGGGGGAUGCAGAGGCAGUUGGAGAGCUGAACAGGUUGAUACAGAAGAAGGUCAUGUAUUGCCUUGAGCACCAUCGUUCCAUGGACAUUGCAUUGGCAACAAGAGAAGAGCUAUUGCUACUCUCAGAGACUUGUGCUGUUGUAGAUGAACUCUGGGAAUCGAGGCUUCGGGUUGCUUUUCAGCUCAUGUUCUCUUCCAUUAAAGUUGGAGCAAAACAUCCUGCAAUCUCUGAGCAUAUCAUUCUUCCUUGUUUGAGAAUCAUAUCUCAGGCAUGUACUCCUCCCAGAUCUGAUGCAAAUGACAAAGAAAACGCUACAGGAAAAUCUACUUCACUUUUGCAACCGAAAAACGACAGUAGUUCAAACCAAUCUGCUACUUCUACCAGCCUUCUAAAUGGUAAUAGGUCUCCAUCUGAGUUAUCAGAAAAGAGCUUGGAAGGCAGUCAAAUGAGUCAGGAUAUCCCUCUAUUAAGCUAUUCUGAGUGGGAAAGAGGCGCAUCUUAUCUUGAUUUUGUCCGGAGGCAGUAUAAAGUCUCGCAGGUGGUGAAAGCUACUGCACAGAAGUCGCGACAAGAUCCACAGAAGUUUGAUUAUCUGGCACUGAAAUAUGGUCUGAAAUGGAAACGCCGUGCUUGUAGAAGAACGGCUAAGAAUGACUUCUCAACAUUUGCUUUGGGAUCUUGGGUAUCGGAGUUGAUUUUGAGUGCUUGCUCGCAAUCUAUUAGAUCUGAAGUGUGCAAUCUUAUUGCAUUGUUAUGUCCACUGAGUUCUUCUAGAGGGUUCCAGUUGUUAAACUUACUCACAUCGUUGCUUCCUGCAACUCUAUCGGUUGGUGAGAGUGCAACAGAAUAUUUUGAGCUACUUUUUAAGAUGAUUGAAUCUGAAGCUGCACGGCUUUUCUUAACUGUAAGGGGAUGCCUGAAAACCAUUUGUAGGUUGAUAAAACAAGAGGUAGCUAAUGUGGAGUCUCAAGAGAGAAGCCUUAGUAUUGACAUAUCUCAGGGAUUAAUACUUCACAAGCUGAUUGAGCUCCUCAACAAGUUUCUUGAGAUACCGAACAUCAGAGCCAGGUUUAUGCAGGAUGAGUUGCUGUCUGAAGUACUAGAGGCUUUUCUUGUCAUUCGAGGUCUUAUAGUGCAGAAGACGAAACUAAUAAGUGACUGCAAUCGUCUCUUAAAAGACCUUCUGGACAGUCUUCUGCAGGAGAGCACUGCAAACAAACGUCAAUUUAUUCGUGCUUGUAUAUCAAGUUUGCAGAAUCAUGCAAAGGAGAAAAAGGGAAGGUCUUCACUGUUUAUCUUGGAACAACUUUGCAAUAUGAUCUGUCCAACAAAGCCAGAACCUGUAUAUCUUCUGAUUCUUAACAAAGCACACACUCAGGAAGAGUUUAUCAGGGGUUCCAUGACAAAGAAUCCGUACUCCAGUGCUGAGAUCGGCCCGCUGAUGAGAGAUGUGAAAAAUAAAAUUUGUAACCAGCUGGACUUAGUAGGACUGUUGGAAGAUGACUACGGUAUGGAACUAUUAGUUGGUGGUAACAUAAUUUCUCUUGACCUUAGCAUCUCUCAAGUUUAUGAGCAAGUCUGGAAGAAAUAUCACAGUCAAACUCAGAGUUCUUUGCCAACUUCUGCCGUUUUGUCUUCUGCUGGGUUGCCAUCAGCUAGAGAGUGCCCACCAAUGACAGUAACCUAUCGUCUUCAGGGUUUAGAUGGUGAAGCCACAGAGCCUAUGAUAAAAGAGCUUGAAGAGGAAAGGGAAGAAUCACAAGACCCUGAAGUUGAGUUUGCAAUAGCUGGUGUUGUCAGGGAAUGUGAAGGUCUUGAAACUAUUAUGAGUAUGAUCCAGCGUCUCCGUGAUGACGAUCUAAGAUCGAACCAGGAAGAGCUGAAUUCUGUGCUCAACCUUCUAAUGUACUGCUGCAAGAUACGAGAAAAUAGACAAGCCUUACUACGAUUAGGUGCUCUAGGGCUGCUACUUGACACUGCACGGCGUGCUUUCUCAGUAGACGCCAUGGAACCUGCUGAAGGCAUUCUCUUGAUCGUAGAAAGCCUCACUUUGGAAGCUAAUGAGAGUGACAUCAGCAGUACUCAAAGUGUCUUCACAGUUUCUAAUGAGGAAAGUGGGGCAGCUGGUGAACAGGCUAAGAAAAUUGUCCUCAUGUUUUUAGAAAGGCUAUGCCAUCCUUUAUCUGCGAAGAAGUCAAAUAAGCAGCAGCGGAACGAUGAGAUGGUUGCGAGGAUUUUGCCCUACUUGACCUAUGGGCAACCAGUUGCUAUGGAAGCACUUAUACAGCAUUUUGAGCCGUACCUUCAAGCCUGGGGUGAAUUUGACGAGUUGCAGAAGAAGCACCAGGAUAAUCCCAAAGACGAGAGCUUGGCUCAGCAAGCAGCAAAGCAGAGAUCUGCUUUGGAAAAUUUUGUUAGGGUUUCAGAGUCACUGAAGACGAGUUCAUGUGGGGAGAGCCUCAAGGACAUUAUUCUAGAGAGGGGCAUCGUGAAAGCGGCCAUCACCCACUUAAAAGAAAGCUUCGCAGUUGCGGGCCAGGCUGGGUAUAAAACAAGUUCUGAAUGGACUUUUGGCUUAAAGUUGCCGUCGGUUCCACUGAUUCUGUCAAUGUUGAGGGGACUAUCAAAGGGUCAUUUGCCUACUCAGAGGUGUAUCGAUGAGGAGGGAGUUUUGCCCCUGCUUCAUGCUUUAGAGGGGGUAUCUGGUGAAAAUGAGAUUGGCACACGAGCGGAGAACUUGUUGGACACGCUGGCAAACAAAGAAAAUAACGGUGAUGGCUUCUUGGGGCAGAAGAUAAGAGAACUGCGACAUGCUACAAGGGACGAGAUGCGCAGAAUGGCCCUUAAGAAUAGAGAAAUGCUACUUCAGGGGCUUGGAAUGCGACAGGAGUUUUCAUUGGAUGGGGGCAAGCGAAUUGUUGUUUCCAAGCCGGCUAUUGAAGGCUUGGACGACGUAGAGGAAGAAGAGGAUGGGCUCGCGUGCAUGGUGUGCCGGGAGGGAUACACUCUGAGGCCCAACGACAUGCUGGGCGUCUACUCUUUCAGCAAGCGGGUCAACUUGGGUCCCACAAACACGGCAAGCGGCGGCCGUGGCGACUGUGUUUACACCACCGUCAGCCAUUUCAACAUCAUCCACUUCCAGUGCCAUCAGGAGGCCAAGCGGGCCGAUGCUGCAUUGAAAAACCCUAAGAAGGAAUGGGAAGGGGCUACGCUGAGGAAUAAUGAGACCUUGUGUAAUUGUAUAUUCCCUUUAAGGGGACCAUCGGUUCCGCUUGCGCAGUAUGCUCGGUGUGUUGAUCAGUACUGGGAACACCUCAACACCCUAGGACGCGCGGAUGGUAGCCGGCUGCGGUUGGUGACAUAUGACAUCGUUCUGAUGCUGGCUCGGUUUGCCACGGGCGCUUCAUUCAGCACGGACAGCAAAGGCGGGGGCAGGGAGAGCAACUCACGCUUCCUCCCUUUCAUGAUUCAAAUGGCUUCGUAUCUCGUCAACCAGGGCAGCUCCAACCAGCAGCAGCGCCGUGCCAUGGCCAAGUCGGUCGCCUCCUACCUGUCGUCGUCGUCGUCGUCCAAUAAUAACUCCCCAUCAUCAUCACCGUCCUCUACCACCUCCAGCUCCGACUCCCCCGGCCGGUCCCCCUCAUCGUCCCUACCCGGCCCCGCUCGCCCCCCAUCCGAGGAGACCGUCCAGUUCAUGAUGGUCUACUCCCUCCUCUCCGAUUCCUAUGAGGACUGGUCGUCCCACCGCCUCGCCUUCUUGCAGCGUGGUAUCUACCACGCCUUCAUGCAGCACAAGCACAGCGGCCGCUCCUCCUCAACCCUUCGGUCGCCCUCCGAUUCCGCCGCCGCCUCCACCAGCCGAUCCGACGAUGGCGGCCCCUCAGCCGACUCCGCCGACGCGAAGAAGCUCUUCGCCUUGGUCCAGCCGAUUCUUGUCUACACCGGCCUGAUCGAGCAGCUCCAGCAGUUCUUCAAGCUUGGCAAUUCGUCGUCGUCGUCGUCGUCGUCAUCAUCGAGCACUGCUCCGGGUGAAGAAGCGGGGAGCAGCGGCAGCGGCAGCUUGGAGAGGUGGGAGGUGGUGAUGAAGGAGAGGAUGGUGAACAUGAAAGAGAUGGUGGGGUUCUCGAAGGAGAUGCUGGACUGGCUCGAGGACAUGACCACGGCUGCCGAUCUGCAGGAGGCGUUCGACGUGAUGGGCGUUCUCCGGGACGUGCUAUCCGGGGGUUUCUCGCGGUGCGAGGAUUUCGUCCGUGAGGCUAUACUUGCCGCGAAGAGCUAAGAGGCCUAAGGAACGGAAGGAAAGCGUAAUGUCUCCUCUUUCUCCCACUUUUAUACUAAAUUCUCUCGUCGGCGGUGUUGUCUGCGUGUUUAUUCAUGUUCACGAGGCGUUUUUGUAUGCGAAAAGCUAGUCGUUGAGAUACCCGUAUAUAUGCGUGUAUAUGCGUUGUGUAAGAUUGAAAUAUAUGAUAUCACUGCGAAACUGGAUUGGGUAAAUGUAUCCUCCAUGUUUAAUAAAAACUGCAAAGUGAUCCUUCCUCCGCAGGAUUCAAAGGUAGUGUCAUGGGUGUCAAUCUUUUCUUUCAUUUUCCUUUUUCCUGCUAAGAUUUGUAGUAAACUGUUUUGGCCAGAUCUUCGAAACCGGUUUCCGCUCGCCUGCUGUUUAUUCGCGGGCAAGCAGGUUCUGGCUGUUGAACUGGCUUCUCAUCCUUUUUUCUGUCAGGCAAACAUCUUGUUCUUUAGAUAAGAUACUAAUAGAAGCAAAUCAUCAUCAUAUUCA